AUGAAUAUUGAUGGUGUUGAAGUUGGCACAAUUUCUCUUCUUGGUAGGGUGUGCAGCAAAGCUGGACAAAUCACUGAUGUUAAAUUUGUACUUGAUGAUGGUACUGGAAUGAUUGAGUGCACUAAAUGGCUUCAAGAACCUGCAGAUUCAAUUCCAAUGGAGAGUAUUUUAAAUGGAAUGCCUGUGACCGACUUCAACGAGAUUGCCCACCAUUUCCUUGAUUGCAUAUAUGUUCAUCUAUAUAAUUUGAUGUUUCGGGCUAGCAAUCCCCAUCAACAACAUGUUCCUAAUUCCACACAAAUCACUCCCACGAGAGGUCAUCAAUUUCAAGCUGUAUCAGCAAAUCAAUUCUUAGGUCAAAAUAAUAAUGAUCAGAAGAGUGUUGAACAAUUGGUGUCAGAUUUCUUGCUUCUUCCCCAAAAUAGGGAAAUAACUGAGGGAACCCCUCAUGAUGUUAUUAGAGAACAUCUUAGAAUUCCCCUAGAUAGACUUAAGCUGGCUAUUGAAAAUCUUACAUAUGAAGGUCAAAUAUAUGAAGGUGUAACUGAUAGAUAUAAGUCAGCUAUCGAUGGUUGA
This is a messenger RNA of Vicia faba (fava bean), 576 nucleotides long. The record is from the annotation of a GenBank genome assembly. Lineage: Eukaryota; Viridiplantae; Streptophyta; Magnoliopsida; Fabales; Fabaceae.